This is a messenger RNA of Bubalus bubalis (water buffalo), 2142 nucleotides long. RefSeq names its product interferon gamma receptor 1 (gene IFNGR1). Gene Ontology annotation, molecular function: cytokine receptor activity; cytokine binding. Lineage: Eukaryota; Metazoa; Chordata; Mammalia; Artiodactyla; Bovidae. The transcript is spliced from 7 exons. Gene Ontology annotation, cellular component: membrane. The record is from RefSeq and is a predicted model, not a curated record. The coding region runs from base 16 to 1518 and encodes 500 amino acids. Gene Ontology annotation, biological process: type II interferon-mediated signaling pathway.
GCCUCCGCUGGAGGGAUGGUUUUCGGCGGAGGAAGUGACGCAAGACCUAAGCCCGAGGUCCGCGUGGGUGUAUACCCGCGGUGGUGCUGGGCAGCACCCGCCUUUGUCUGGAGCAACAUGGCUCUCCUCUUUUUCUUCGUCCCUGUCUUGCUGACCGGAAGCUGGGUUGAGAUGAGCGCCGCGAAUCCAGGACUUUCUUCGGUGCCACCACCAACCAAUGUUACAAUACAAGCCUACAACUUGAACACUGUUAUGUUUUGGGACUAUCCUGUUAUACUACAGAGUCCUGUGUUUACCGUACAAGUGAUGAACUAUGAGGACGGGAAAUGGAUUGAUGCCUGCAAUACCUCUGAUCAUUCUUGUAAUAUCUUUUCUGUAAUUAAUGAUCCAUCAAGUUCUGUCUGGGGUAGAGUUAAGGCCAGGGUUGGACAAGAAGAAUCUGUCUAUGCACAGUCCAAAGAAUUUAUUUUAUGCAAAGAAGGGAAAGUUGGACCACCUAAACUGGGUAUCAGAAAGAAAGAAAACCAUAUCAUUGUUGAUAUAUUUCACCCUUUAAUUACUGUAAAUGGAAAAGAGCCAGAAGCUAUGUAUGAUGAUGAAAAUACUUGUUAUACAUUCACAUACAGUGUAUUUGUGAGCGUCAAUAGAAGUGAGACUAUGGAUAAAAUGUACACGAAGGAAGAGGAUUGUAACGAGACUCAGUGCUUCUUAAAUAUUCCUGUGUCCUCGCUGAAUUCUCAGUACUGUGUUUCAGCAGAAGGAGUCUCAGAAUUAUGGGCUGUUACAACUGAUAAGUCUGGUGAACUUUGUAUUACCUUUUCUGAUGAUAACAACACAGAAGAUCCUGUUUGGAUUCCUAUUGUUGCUGCUUUACUUCUCUUUCUUGUAUUUGCUCUGGUAGUUGUAUGUUGUAUCAUUAAGAAGUUUUAUCCAAUUAAGCGAGAAGGCACCAAGUUACCCAAAUCCUUGCUGUCUGUGGUGAAAAAUGCCUCUUCAGAGGCAAAAUUUGAUUCAAAAGUUAUAUCACCCAUCACCUACCAGCCAAUUGCUGUAGAAAAUGAGCAGCUGUCCCCAGGGACCAUUUCAAGCCUACACACUGAGGACGAUCCAGGAAAAGUGGAACACGGAGAUCUUUCUAGUGAAAUGGAAGUGGUGACCAUUGAAGAAAAUAUUUCUGACUUGGCCCCAGGUAGUCCUCUGACCCCAGAGAGAGAGGAUUCUAUCCACGCAAGCAGCAACCAGUCUGAAUCCUGCAGCAUCACUUUGAAUGCGUAUCACUCCAGAAAUGGCUCUGAUAGUGGCCUGGCGGUGUCAGACAACUGCUCCAGCUCAGAAUUUCCCCCAAGUAAUAAAACGGAAGUAAAGACUGAAGGACAAGACUUCAUAACACCGAGAAACACCACCACCUCCUUUGGUUAUGAUAAACCGCAUGUGUUAGUGGAUCUGCUUGUGGAUGAAGGUGGUAAAGAGUCCUUAAUUGGUUAUAGACUUACAGCAGACUCCAGAGAGUUUUCAUGAGAUCAACCAAGAUGACAAACUGGGAAGGAUCUGUUUUUCCUGAAGAGCUUUUCCGCUUGUAUUCCAUGAACAGAUCCAGGAUUUCAGAAAUGGCGUCAUCUUGAUAGAAAUCAGAUGGAGUGUCAUGUUUUAGAUAAAAGUGUAAAGAGCCUGUCUGGCCAUGUCACUUUUGGUCUGAAAACUGCAGUCUCUUUUUAAAAAAGCCAUUGUCACACGUGAACCUUUGCAUCUACAUGUUAAUGGUGAACAUAACCCUGCUUCCUGUAGGUGUUAACUCCAGGGUCCUUUCUAACCACUUUAAGAGAUAAUAAGGAUUGUUUUUCUUUUUGUGCCUCAGCAUGGUAUACUCUUGCCUGGAGAAUCCCAGGGAUGGGGGAGCCUGGUGAGCUGCCGUCUAUGGGGUAGCACAGAGUCGGACACGAUUGAAACGACUUAGCAAGCAAGCAGUGUAUAUAAUUUUUUCAUAUACUUUCAGGAGAAAUCCUGAAUGCUUUUCAAAACUGCACUUAAAAUUGCCUUGAAAUCAAUAGUAUUAAAUAGAGUGUGUAAGUGAAAGAAUGUAUGUAUAUUUUUAUGAGAAAUUACCAUAAGGGAUAUUUUUUAAUAAAGUAACUUUAAAAUUCA